Molecule: messenger RNA, 699 nt
Organism: Dibothriocephalus latus
Lineage: Eukaryota; Metazoa; Platyhelminthes; Cestoda; Diphyllobothriidea; Diphyllobothriidae
Source: the annotation of a GenBank genome assembly
ACCAUUUUACAACGGCGGGCAUUCAUCCUUCUGAUAAACCCCGUGACACCCACGGAUAGUGGAUCUUACCGCUGCACGGUGUUAGUCAAUGGAAAGACGCAUUCAAAAGAAAUCGAACUGAACGUACUUGUUCCACCAAAGAUAGUCAAGGCACCAGCCUCGACCCUAAAGUUGGUAGAGGGUGAUACACUGCAGCUCUCUUGUGUAGCGGAAGGCAAUCCACGACCAACUGUGACCUGGUUGAUUCAGCCCUUCAAUCGAAACCUGUUGCCGUUAAUUGGCAGGACCAUGCUUCCGGCGCGACGGGUGCUGGAGCUGCUCGAACUAAUUCCACCUGAGAUCGACAUGCUGAACCCAUUGAUCAAACAGUCAUUGGCCCGUGAUACAGUUCUUCAGUGUACAGCAAACGCCAAUCCAUUAGGCAAUAUAAUUUGGAGUUUUGGUGUCAACAAGCAACGGAUCAACGCUUCUACCUGUAGUAUUUUGACGGACAAGAAGGAAAAGUACUGUUUAAUUGAAUCUCGUCCCCGACCAGAGGAGCCAUUCUCUGUGCUAGUGUCCAAAUUGCAUGUGUUUAACCUCGCGGAAGAGGACUUUGGCGAGUACUUUUGCUCCAUGUCAACAAUGAUGGGCAGGGCAUCCGCAAAAACCCUCUUAGAGCGUAAGUUCCUUAAAUGCACCUUAGAGCUUUCACUUUAA